Messenger RNA from Doryrhamphus excisus (bluestripe pipefish), 3197 nucleotides. RefSeq lists its product as uncharacterized. Gene Ontology annotation, biological process: regulation of transcription by RNA polymerase II. Lineage: Eukaryota; Metazoa; Chordata; Actinopteri; Syngnathiformes; Syngnathidae. Gene Ontology annotation, cellular component: nucleus. Gene Ontology annotation, molecular function: DNA-binding transcription activator activity, RNA polymerase II-specific; RNA polymerase II cis-regulatory region sequence-specific DNA binding. The record is from RefSeq and is a predicted model, not a curated record.
ACCACGUGACCGAGAGGCACUUCUAGGGGUGGACAAGCAUAAACUACGGCUUCAUACACAGUAUGUUUGUACAGUAUAUUGGAUAUUCAAGUGAAUACGUCGUUGGAAUUGCUUGCUCAUAAUUUUACUCUGAUUUUUACAUGACUUUUAGUUUCGAGUCCGUUUAUUUGCCGCCUAUCGCUUUAAGGCGGGGCUGAGAACCACCAGAUGUGACGUCACGUGAAACCAGGAACUAUCCAGGCUUGCCUCUCUCGCUGCUGCGCCUCCUGGUGCCUCCACUGCAGCUUCGCUGGGCCGCCAUGUGGCAACUGGCAAAGCAGAAGGAUGUGAUGAAUUACCAUAAACUCCAAGAGUUUGUGCACACGCUGACCGAUGCGUUGCCUGGAAUCAUGACCCAAAAGGAGACGGCUCAGCUCAUUCUGGGCCUCAGAGCUCGGCUGAUCCUGGAACUGUGCAAAGGCUCCGUCCGAGGUUGUGUUGACUCUCAAAAGAUCCAGGCACACUUGGAGAACCUCCCGCUGACCUCUGAUCACGGCGAUGCGGAGGUGAAAGCUGCAGAGUCCACGUUUGUGGCCCUGGUUCAGAGCCUCCUGAAAGACCCAGCCGAGCGAGCGUACUUCUUCCAGGAGGUCUUCCCCGUAGAGUACGGAGCCAAGUACGACGCUGCCCUGCACGUGCUACUGUGGGAGCUGCUCUCCAAGCUGGAGAAGCUGCUUCCAAUACCGGACCUGGAGCAGACCGCAGCCUGGCUGGGCUCAGGUCCCGCCUUAUUGGAUGAAUGUGUCCAGUCCACGAGGGAAGAGCUGGGCUUGAUCUUUCAGCACUGCCAGAACGCCGCACUUUUUAAAAUGCCCCACGGCAACCCCACCUCCCUUGGCGGCUGCAUCAUGUCCGCUCUGUCCAUCCCGCCCUCCCACAAAGCCAACCUCUCCGUCGCACCGGAACUGGUUCACAACUACGCCAGCAUCCUGGACCCCGAGCAGUACAGCGUGGUCACGGUCUACACCGAGGUGGAGGUCGGGGCAUCGGAGGCGGCGGCAGUGGCGGCGGACGUUCAGACGUGUUUCUACGAGGAAGAGGUGACGCCCCAGGAGACCGUAGAAGUGGCCAGGGCGCUGGAGACCCUGACUAAAACAUUCGCCGUAAGGAAGGAGAGCCUGGAAAACGACGACGCAGCUUCAGAAGAUCAAGAAGACGGCGUUCUGGCUGCGCUGGGAAAUGACGUUCAACCGGGUGACGUGAGAAGUGACGCCGCUGGCGAAGGUGAAAUGACGCACGCCGCCACUGAACUUCCUCCUGUCCGCCAAACGCCGUCAAACGAGGCUGCUGCCUCGUGUGUGAUUGCCGUCAAAGGAAGCGACAAAGGGGACUCCGACGAGACGACCUCCAUCAUCUUCUCAUGCUCCGAGUGUCCCUUCCACCACUCCGAAGACGACAGCCCUCCCCACUUCCACAUGCAGAGCGUUCCCACCGAGGAAUACCGAAAGCUCUCCGGAGCCAAGGUGCCUCCGACUCCCUGCAUCACGGAUGAGAUUUUUACAUCCAUUAAACUUUUCCCCCAAGGAGGCGCAGCGCAGCCAGAAGGCGCGCCCGUCAAAGAGGACCGCGUGAGCCGACUGACCUGCCCGACGUGCGGCAGGACCUUCACACGCACGUCCGACGUCAGGCGACACCAGCUCACCCACACGGGCGAGCGGCCCUUCCGCUGCCGGCAGUGCGAGCGCACCUUCCAGCACUCGUGGGACCUGGCCAAGCACCGCAGCAAGUCGCACGCCGCCGCCGUCUCCUUCGCCUGCCCGCCCUGCCGCGCCACCUUCGCCAACCUGCGCGCGCUGACCGCCCACCACAAGCGCUCCCACUCGGGCGAGGGCCGCCUGCCGCACAUCUGCUCCAUCUGCAGCCGCAGCUUCGCCUCGGCCGGCGAGCUCCUGGAGCACCGGACGUCGCACGUGGCCGCCAAGCGCUACGUGUGCCUGCAGUGCGGCGAGGGUUUCGACUCGCUUCUGGCGCGCUCCUUGCACCGGCAGACCCAUCAAGUCAAGCGCCAGUUCAAGUGCCCGCACUGCGACAAGACGUACACGCGGCGGUCGGACGUGAAGCGGCACCUGGCAACGCACACGGGGGAGCGGCCGCACAAGUGCGGGCACUGCAACAAACGCUUCUCGCUGCGCUUCAUGCUCGUGCAGCACCUCCGUGUCCACACCGGCGAGCGCCCCUUCCAGUGCUUGCACUGCGACAAGACGUUCACGCUGGCGUCCGUGCUGGCCCGACACGAGAGGAUGCACACGGGGGAGAAGCCCUUCCUGUGCUCCCAGUGCGGGAAGACCUUCCUGUCCCAAGGCGAGCUCUCCAAACAUCACAGGUCGCACGUGGACGACAAGCCCUACGCCUGCCCGCAGUGCCACAAACGCUUCAAGAGCAAGAAGACCCAGCAGGAGCACGUGAUCUCGCACACCGGCGUCCGCCCUUACCCCUGCGCCUACUGCGGCAAGGGCUUCGCCAAACCCUACGCGCUCACCCGACACCACCUCAUCCACACGGGGGAGAGGCCCUUCCCGUGCAGCUACUGCGACAAGACCUUCCUCACCCCCGGCGAGGCGCAGCUGCACCAGCGCGUCCACACCGGCGAGAAGCCGUACUCCUGCGACGCCUGCCGGCUCAGGUUCAAGAGCUCGUCGGAGCUGGCGUGGCACAAGCGCAGCCACGCCGGCGUGAAGCCGCCCAGGCCGAGCUGUGGGAAGUGCAGGAAGAACUUCCCGUCCAAGGCCAAACUGGAGAAACACAUGGAGACGCACGACGAGGAAGGACAAGCGGCCGAAUGAUGACGGACAUCGUAGCGGCACAUCGCCUGAAGGCAUCAAAUACUCCCAAUCGCCGUACGAUAGCGAUACAGGAAAGUUCUAACAUUAUGGGAAUAAAAAUCAAAUAUGAUGUCAUAAAGGAACAUGUAGUCACCCAUGCCAUUCCAAAUGGAAGAUAUUUUUAUGCCACUCUUAUUUUGUUAACGCAGACACGGGGCAAAGACGAGCUACGUUCAAAAAUAAACGUGCUUCUUAUGAAACUGCAUUUUGUCAUCGAGGACCGCCAUGGCUUGUUUACGUUUAUCAUUUAUAUCGCUGCUAGUCUUUUUCUUAUCAUUGGAAGAAUCUAUACAUCGCUUAACCAUAUACGUGACAUAUAUAUUAUAUAACUCAGCA